CUUUUGUAGUAGCUACACACCAUGAGCUUAUAGGCAGUUUAGAGCUGCACAGCUUGGCUGAAGGAGCGACAGUGCGAGAGACUUCGUCUGUUUUUGUCAUCAUGUUUGGAUCCCAGCUGCUGCUUCUGAGCGUCCUUAUGGGCAUGAGCGCCGCUCAGGGCUUAUGCGACCCAACCACCCAGUAUGAGGUUAAAGGCCAGUGCUGCUUGAAGUGUUCACCAGGAACAAAAAUGGCAAAUAACGACAACUGUGAAAGGCCAGAAUGUGAGCCAUGUGGCCCGGAUGAAUAUCAGGAGACAUACACCACUGAAAACAAGUGUGAGCCCCAGCCAUAUUGUGACCCAAAUAAAAACUUGUAUACUGGAGUCCAUGACAGUACGAAGAAAGCUGUCUGCCUAUGUAAACAAGGGUUCCACUGCUCAAGUGAAUACUGUGAGACCUGCAGCCCACACAAGCAGUGUGGGCCAGGAGAAGGAGUUGAGUCCAAAGGGGAUCAAACACAUGAUACAGUAUGCCAACCAUGUGUGGAGGGGACAUUUUCCAAUGAAACCUCCAUGUCUGACCGCUGCAUUGAACACACAAAAUGUCCGCCAGAUCACACUAUUGACGUAGCUGGAACCAACCGAUCUGACACCGUAUGUGUAAAGAAAAGCCGGGUCCAUGUCAUAGUUCUCACUGUGAUGGGAAUCUUUAUGGUUGCAUGUUGUGUAUUUGGAGUGUUUCUGUAUCGCCAACGUAAAUUACAUUUAGAGAAGGGGAAAAAAUUGGAGUGUAUUGAAUGUAUCGGACCGACGGCAACAUGCGGGCCAACUGAAGAAGCCUCACUGUUUCCUGGACCACAGACUCCAGUGGAAAACGAAGACAGAAGCAUCCCUUCUCAGGAAGAUACAAGAAGCUUUUCUACAGUGUCCUUCGGUUCUGCUGGGGAGCACGGAAGAAGUGAGAACGGAAAAAUCGUGUGUUCUGUGGAGGAGGAAGGAAAAACGGCCCGUCUCCCCCGUCAGGAAUCACAAGUAUCGAGUUCCUCUACCGUCGGCUUCAGUUAGUGAUGUAACUGGGGAGAAUUGGUUGUGUCAUAAUGGACUUUCUCGAACAUAAAGCUGUAUUUAUUGACCCUAAUGUGCCUGUAAAUUUUGCUGGAUCGAUGUACAGGAGGUUGAAUCAUUUGUCGUUGUUGUAUAAUUGCAUGUUGUACUUAGAUGUUCUACUUGUUGCAAUGAAACACAUUAAUGCUAUUGUUCAUGUUUUUGGUGUACUAAAGCACCGUGUUAUUAUAGUAAAAACUGCAUUAAAUUUUCUUCAUGUUUUUAAA
Messenger RNA from Xiphophorus maculatus (southern platyfish), 1312 nucleotides. RefSeq names its product tumor necrosis factor receptor superfamily member 5-like (gene cd40). The coding region runs from base 102 to 1046 and encodes 314 amino acids. NCBI's taxonomy places the organism in Eukaryota, Metazoa, Chordata, Actinopteri, Cyprinodontiformes, Poeciliidae. The record is from RefSeq and is a predicted model, not a curated record. The transcript is spliced from 9 exons. Gene Ontology annotation, molecular function: antigen binding; CD154 receptor binding. Gene Ontology annotation, biological process: positive regulation of transcription by RNA polymerase II; positive regulation of interleukin-12 production; B cell activation. Gene Ontology annotation, cellular component: external side of plasma membrane; CD40 receptor complex.